This is a messenger RNA of Scatophagus argus, 3877 nucleotides long. It is a transcript of the gene slc12a9, whose product is annotated as solute carrier family 12 member 9. The transcript is spliced from 14 exons. The record is from RefSeq and is a predicted model, not a curated record. Bases 342 to 3053 code for a protein of 903 amino acids. Gene Ontology annotation, cellular component: membrane. Gene Ontology annotation, biological process: cell volume homeostasis; potassium ion homeostasis; chloride transmembrane transport. Gene Ontology annotation, molecular function: potassium:chloride symporter activity. Lineage: Eukaryota; Metazoa; Chordata; Actinopteri; Scatophagidae.
CCUCCCCUUUUGGCAGUCACAUGGGUGGUUUCUAUUCGCUCGUGACAUUUUUGAACAAAUAACAGGGCAACGAGGCGUGCCAUGGCUGCCUCGUUGUUAUUGGGCAGCACAUCUGUAACAGCAUCCAACUCCCGGGACAGCUCAGCCGUGUCCACCGGCCUGCUGCGGUUACAUAUCACUGUCCACUUCGCAUCUGCCCCGGGACAUAAUUUGCCAGAGACAUACCGCUGAGACACGCAGAGACAGCAGACUCGGUGAACCACAAAAGCAAGGGGUUCUGAAGCAGGAAGUGGGUGGAACUGGUUCGGUGGGGGCAAGCGGAAAGACGUCUCUCACCAAUCAUGUCAAACGAGCGCACCCCUCUGAUCACCUCAGGGGUAUGUGGUCUGACUGUGACUGCAGCCGCAUGCGGCACCGAGUCGGAGGCCACCCCUGAAUCCGGCCAUGGGACUCCGAGUAAAGAGCCUCGAAAACUAAACACUUUUUUUGGGGUGAUGGUGCCCACCAUCCUCUCCAUGUUCAGCAUCAUACUGUUCCUGAGAACAGGCUUUGUGGUGGGUCACGCAGGACUGUUACAGGGUCUUUUAAUGCUGAUUGUAGCCUACACCAUCGUAUCUCUCACAAUACUCUCCAUCUGUGCCAUUUCCACCAACGGUGCCAUACAAGGAGGUGGAGCCUACUACAUGAUAAGUCGGUCCCUGGGUCCUGAGUUUGGAGGAAGCAUUGGUUUGAUGUUUUUCCUGGCCAAAGUGUGUGCAUGUGGAGAGUAUGUCCUUGGUCUCGUGGAGGCGAUACUCGACAUAUUUGGCUCUGAUCCUGAGUCAUCUGAGUCCGGGGGAGUUCAUGUGCUUCCUCAGGGCUACUGGUACACAGUGCUGUACUCCUCAGUAGUCCUCCUGCUGUGUCUAAUUGUGUGUCUGGUAGGCGCCCACAUCUACUCCCGCACCGCCUUCGUCAUCCUGCUGGUGAUCACUGUCUCCUUGCUGUCCAUCUUCAUCAGUUCAGUGGCGGUCAAGCCUCGUGAUUUUGUCAUCACCCACCAGGGACCUGGUAAUCAGACUGUCCGCUUCAACGCCAGCUACACGGGCUUCAGUGCCAACACUCUGAGGAACAACCUGGGCUCUGGUUAUGCUUUGGACUACAGCACCAACUCUGUCAUGUCUUUUGCCACCGUGUUUGCCGUCAUGUUCACCAGCUGCACUGGCAUCAUGGCGGGAGCCAACAUGUCAGGCGAGCUGAAGACUCCGAGUGUUUCCAUCCCCAAAGGCACCAUCAUAGCCGUCUUUUACACUUUCACAGUCUACGUCCUCCUCUUCAUCUUGAUCAGCGCGACUUGCGACAGAACCCUGUUGAUUGAAGAUUAUGGGUUCCUUCAGAAGAUAAACAUCUGGCCUCCAUUCGUCACCAUUGGAAUAUACUGCGCCUCUCUGUCAGCGGCCAUGUGCGCUAUGAUUGGAGCGUCCCGUAUCCUCCACGCUCUCGCCCUGGAUCAACUCUUUGGUUUGCCCUUAGCACCAGCUGCCAUCACAUCAAGCUCGGGGAAUCCGUGGGUGGCAGUCCUGUACACCUGGGCUCUGGCACAGUGUGUCGUGUUUGCAGGCCAGCUCAAUGCCAUAGCAAGUUUGGUGACUGUUUUCUACUUGCUUGCCUACGCUGCGGUUGACCUGGCCUGUCUGGCUCUUGAGUGGGCGUCGGCUCCAAAUUUCAGGCCGACCUUUCAGCUCUUCUCCUGGCACACCUGCCUGCUGGGGAUCCUGAGUUGUUUAGUGAUGAUGUUCGUCAUCAACCCCGUGUACUCCUCAGGCAGCAUCGUCCUCCUGUUACUGCUGCUGCUUUUCCUCCACUACAGAUCACCCACCAGCAGCUGGGGCUACAUAAGCCAGGCUCUCAUUUUCCAUCAGGUGCGUAAAUAUCUGUUGAUGUUGGAUGUGAGGAAAGACCAUGUGAAGUUCUGGAGGCCGCAGGUGUUGUUAAUGGUGGCCAACCCUCGUUCCUCGUGUCAGCUCAUCCUGUUUGUCAACCAGCUGAAGAAGGGAGGGCUGUUUGUGCUGGGUCACGUGCAGCUGGGAGAUCUGGAUACCCUGCCUUCUGACCCGGUCCAGCAGCAGUACAACUUCUGGUUGAGUCUGGUUGAUAAACUCGGGGUGAAGGCCUUCGUAGACCUGACGCUGUCUCACUCCGUCAGACAGGGAACACAGCAUCUGCUGCGCAUCACGGGCCUAGGCGGCAUGAAGCCAAACAUGCUGGUCCUGGGUUUCUAUGACAGCUGCACUCCUGAGGAUUUCUUCCUACAAGAUACCGCUUUCUGUGACUCCUCAGUGGGACAAAGCACUGAGGGUGAGUAUAAUUUUGGGGUUGAUCUGCCUUCGUUACAGGCCCAUUUCCCUCCUGUCCGAGAUGUUGAGAGCCCACGAUGGCUGUCACCAGAGGAGUAUGUAGGGAUCAUUUCUGACACCAUUAAAAUGAACAAGAACGUCUGCCUCGCUCGCUAUUUCUUCCAGUUAGAGGGGGAGGGUAAAGACAGCAAGGUCGACGGGUCAGAGCGGACUAUAGAUGUCUGGCCUCUAAACUUGUUCCAGCCAGGCAGCAGUGAUUAUCAGGAUGUGUGCAGCCUCUUUCUGCUGCAGAUGGCCUGUGUGCUCAACAUGUCCAACAAGUGGCGCCAUGCAAGAAUGAGAAUCUUCCUGAACGUGGAGACUGAGUCCAGUGACCAGGGCUGGGUGGUAAACGAAGAGACGUUUCGAGAGUUGCUGAGGAAGCUGAGAAUCAGAGCGUCGAUAAAGAUUGUGCCGUGGGACACAGUGGUGCGGCACCACGCUCAUUUGGAAGAGGAACCAGCGCAAAUUUUGUCCGAGGACUUCCUGUCGGCGGUGAACUGCAUGUUGAUGGAGCACAGCUCGCAAGCUGCUGUUCGCUUCCUGUAUUUGCCGCGACCUCCUUCUCAUCACAGCCAGUCACAGCAGUACUUGGCUGAGGUGGAAGCAGUGACCAAUAGUUUAGGGCCAACGCUCCUGAUUCACGGUGUCACCCCUGUCACAUGCACUGAGCUUUGAGCCUGUGCACCCCUGUUCAUGUUGUAGCAUUCAAUACUGUACAUGCAGCAAGUAUAAACUCUGGUUACAUGUAAAAUUAACACAUAAUUUAAUGAACAGCAGACGCUGAGGUGAAAUAUGUAGGAGCAGUUACUAUGCUUUCCUCUAACGCAGCUUAUGUUGUUUUACUGAAGCUUAGAAAAGGACCACAGCCAUGUGUGUUUUUAAAAUAUUCCUCAAGAGGUUUUUGCAUUCAAGUUGGAUGUUUUCCUGGUUUCAUACAUUUUAACUGGCUCAAGCCAAGAGAUGGAGGAAUGCUAAUGUCCGCAGGUGUGAUUUAUGUUGGUAUAACCUCUUGUUUGCCUUAGCUUUAGGUCUGUCUUUUGACUAAAGACAGAAAUCAGAAUGUGUCAAAGACUCCUCGGAACAAAAACACAAUUUGUUUUGAGCAGUACGGGUUCUCUAGGGAGUUGAUUAUAGAAAGGUGUAUAUAUAAUUAUAAUUUCAGGGAUGAAAUGAUGAAUUUGUGGUGUUUUGGGGUAACACCAACCAUGGUAGGAUCUCAUUUUGCUGGUUAAGGUUGUUUUUUUUAAUUAACUGUCUUUCUGCUGUUUGCUUUUUCAACAUUUUUACAUCUCUGCUGGUUACUGGACCAAAGCGAUCCAAUGACUUUUUUGUUUCUGACCUGAACAGAUUCAUGUUUUCCAUGCACUUUUGCAAACAUAAUUUCUUUUGCUGUCAACUGUGUAUCGCUAGUCUUCACAAAGGGAACCGUUUUGUACAUUUGACCUCAAACAGCAUUUGUCGCUGUUGUGUGUUCUAAAUUAAAAAAUGUCUUGCAUGUG